Molecule: messenger RNA, 1170 nt
Organism: Arabis nemorensis
Lineage: Eukaryota; Viridiplantae; Streptophyta; Magnoliopsida; Brassicales; Brassicaceae
Source: the annotation of a GenBank genome assembly
AUGGUGAAAGGAUUUGAAGUAGUUAUGGUUAGAGGGUAUGAUCUAAAGAGAGACUUAACGAGAGUGGAAGAGCUUGAGAAAAGCUGUGAAAUCGGAUCUUUGUUAGUGGAUCUCAUGGGUGACCCGCUUGCCCGGAUCCGACAAUCUCCUUCUUUCCACAUGUUGGCACAGAUCGGUGAUGAGAUAGUUGGGAUUAUCCGAGGAACGAUCAAGAUGGUGACACGUGGUGGAAACACAUUACUUGAUCGUCGUCAUGAACACGACGACGUUUCACCGGAAAUUAACACCACCAAACUCGCCUUCGUUUCCGGUCUCCGAGUCUCACCGUUUUACAGGAGGAUGGGAAUAGGACUGAAAUUGGUGCAAAGACUCGAAGAGUGGUUUCGACGAAACGGCGCCGUUUAUGCUUACGUGCAAACCGAAAACGACAACGCAGCUUCGGUCAAACUCUUCACCGAGAAAAGCGGUUACUCAAAAUUCCGUACACCGACUUUCCUGGUCAACCCGGUUUUCAACCACCGAGUCACAGUCUCAAACCGAGUCAAAAUCAUCAAACUCGCUCCCUCCGUCGCCGAGUCACUCUACCGCAACCGAUUCUCCUCCACCGAGUUUUUCCCUUCCGACAUCAACUCAAUCCUCACCAACAAACUCUCACUUGGAACUUUCCUCGCCGUGCCACGUGGCAGUGACUACGUUACCGGGUCUUUACCCGACCCGACUAAGUCAUGGGCAGUGUUAAGUAUCUGGAACAGUAGAGAAGUCUACAGGCUUCAAGUCAAAGGAACGUCGCGUCUCAAACGCUAUUUAGCGAAGACAACGCGCGUUUUCGACGGCGCGUUUCCGUUUCUGAAAAUCCCUUCGUUUCCUAAUCUUUUCAAGCCGUUCUCUAUGCAUUUCUUGUACGGUAUCGGCGGAGAAGGGCCACGUGCGGCGGAGAUGGUGGAGGCGCUUUGUUCGCACGCGCAUAACGUCGCAAGAAAAAGCGGUUGCUCCGUCGUGGCUGCUGAGGUGGCGAGCUGUGAGCCACUCAGAGUUGGUGUUCCUCAUUGGAAAAAGCUUUCGCCGGAGGAUUUGUGGUGCCUGAAACGUCUCCGUGACGAUGACGACGGUGUAGACUGGACUAAGUCAACGCCUGGAUUGUCCAUUUUCGUUGACCCUAGAGAUAUAUAG